AUGUCAGAAACAGUGGCUGAAACGAGGCCGGAGCAGCCCCCAGUGACAGCUGACGAGAGCGCAAGCUCAACCCCAGCGCCAGCGCCAGCGCCAGAAGUCGCGCAAACGCCAGUACAAACCCCUGAGAGCAGUACCAAACCUGAGGAACCUACUGUGACGCCCGCAAACGCGUCGAGAGGAGGUAGAGAAACUUCGGACCGGAUCCUGUACGUGGGCAACCUGGACCUCGCAGUCACGGAGGAGAUGCUGAAGCAGUACUUCCAGGUCGGUGGCUCCAUUGCCAACGUCAAGAUCCUCAUGGACAAGAACAACAAGCAGGCGAAUUACGCGUUCGUCGAGUUCCACCAGCCCCACGACGCUAACGUGGCGUUCCAAACGCUUGACGGCAAGCAAAUUGAGAACCACGUGAUCAAGAUUAACUGGGCCUUCCAGUCGCAGCAGGUAUCGUCCGAGGACACGUUCAACCUGUUUGUGGGUGACCUUAACGUUGACGUCGACGACGAGACUCUCGCCAGAACUUUCAAGGACAUCCCCACCUUCAUCCAGGCCCAUGUCAUGUGGGAUAUGCAGACCGGCCGGUCUAGAGGGUACGGGUUUGUAUCGUUUGGCGAGCAGACCCAGGCGCAGAAGGCUAUGGAAGACAACCAGGGUGCCGUGGUCAACGGCAGAGCAAUCAGAAUCAACUGGGCUUCCAAGCGCGAGCACAACAGUCACAACAACAACCCAAUGAAUAACCGCGGCGGAGCGCGUCGCGGCGGCUUCCGCAACCACGGCAAUAACCAGCUUAGACACCAGAUGCCUCCAAUGGGCAUGCCAGGUCGCGGUGCUAUGCUGCCCAACAUGGGGAUGCCAUCUCAGCCUCCUAUGCCCCAAGGUGCUCAGCCUCAGGGUCCUAUCAUGCCACCCCAGGUGCCUCCACAAGCCGUGGAAGCUAUGAUGAGAAGUGCCCCACCCAGAGUAACUACCGUGUACAUCGGCAACAUCCCUCACUUUGCCACAGAGCAGGACUUAAUCCCUCUGCUCCAGAACUUUGGGUUCAUUGUUGACUUCAAACACUACCCUGACAGAGGUUGCUGCUUCAUCAAGUAUGGUACGCACGAGCAGGCUGCGGUAUGUAUUUUGACUUUGGGGAACUUUCCGUUCCAGGGCAGAAACCUAAGAACUGGGUGGGGUAAAGAGAAACCAUCUUACAUCCCUCAGCCUAAGCCUGGCCAAGGUGCUUCGAAGAUGGAACAGUUGCCAACUCAGCCCAUCGAGCAGGAUCCUCAAUCGAACACACCUGCUGAGCAGCCUCAGGAGGAGGAGCAAUAA
Molecule: messenger RNA, 1311 nt
Organism: Lachancea thermotolerans CBS 6340
Lineage: Eukaryota; Fungi; Ascomycota; Saccharomycetes; Saccharomycetales; Saccharomycetaceae
Gene: PUB1
Product: Pub1p
Exons: 1
Coding region: 1-1311 (436 amino acids)
Biological process (GO): nuclear-transcribed mRNA catabolic process, nonsense-mediated decay; cytoplasmic stress granule assembly; regulation of mRNA stability
Cellular component (GO): cytoplasmic stress granule
Molecular function (GO): mRNA binding
Source: RefSeq, a predicted model, not a curated record